UUCAUUCUCCAUCAACAAACAAACCCUAAAAUCUCUUCCUUCUCAAAUAAUCACUAUUUUCAUAAUCACUUUUUUCUCUCAAUUUCAAUUUCCUAAAACCAAACAUGCCUGCUUUUCCAGAAGAACCACUUCUCGCACCAAACCCAGACCGAUUCUGCAUGUUCCCAAUCCAAUACCCAAAAAUCUGGGAAAUGUACAAAAAAGCCGAAGCCUCAUUCUGGACCGCCGAAGAAGUUGAUCUUUCCUCCGAUCUCAAGCACUGGAACAACCUCACAGACGGCGAACGCCACUUCAUCUCUCACGUUCUUGCCUUCUUCGCCGCCUCAGACGGAAUUGUCCUUGAAAAUCUUGCCGGAAGAUUCAUGAAAGAAGUCCAAAUCUCCGAAGCACGUGCCUUCUAUGGUUUCCAAAUUGCAAUUGAAAACAUCCAUUCUGAGAUGUACUCCCUUCUCAUUGAAACAUAUAUAAGCGAUUCUGCUGAAAAGAAUCGCUUAUUUCAUGCAAUUGAGACAAUUCCAUGUAUCGCGAAAAAGGCUGAUUGGGCAAUGAAAUGGAUUGAUUCAAGCGAUUCUUUUGCUGAAAGAAUCGUUGCAUUUGCUUGUGUAGAAGGAAUUUUCUUCUCCGGAAGCUUUUGCGCGAUUUUCUGGUUGAAAAAGCGCGGUUUAAUGCCAGGGUUAACAUUCUCAAACGAGCUUAUUUCACGUGACGAAGGUCUGCACUGUGAUUUUGCUUGUUUGUUAUACUCACUUCUACAAAAGAAACUAACUUCAGAGCGUGUGAAGGAAAUUGUAUGCAAUGCUGUUGAAAUUGAACGUGAAUUUGUCUGCGAUGCACUUCCUUGCGCGUUGGUUGGGAUGAAUGGUGGAUUGAUGAGUACUUAUAUUGAGUUUGUUGCUGAUAGAUUAUUGGGUGAACUUGGUUGUGAAAAGGUUUAUAAUGUUCAGAAUCCGUUUGAUUGGAUGGAAUUGAUUUCGCUUCAAGGGAAAACAAAUUUCUUUGAGAAGCGCGUUGGGGAGUAUCAGAAAGCUUCUGUUAUGAACAGCUUGAAUGGGAAUGGUGCUGCUGAUUUUUGCUUUAGUUUGGAUGAAGAUUUUUAGAUCAUGAAAGAAAUUAGGGUUAUCUUGAUUAUCUAGUAUAUUUUUAUUAUAUUUUUUUAAAUUUUGAAAUCUUGUUUAAUUAAUAAUUUAGGGUUAUGCUUAUUUGUUUCUGAAACCAUUUUAUAAUGGUUGAGUUCUUAUGCAUUCUUAGGUUUAUUCUUUUAUGAUUAUGGUCAAUGUAUAAAUGCAGUUUCAAAUUUUAA
Messenger RNA from Medicago truncatula (barrel medic), 1300 nucleotides. Its product is annotated as ribonucleoside-diphosphate reductase small chain. The coding region runs from base 105 to 1097 and encodes 330 amino acids. Gene Ontology annotation, biological process: deoxyribonucleotide biosynthetic process. The transcript has a single exon. Gene Ontology annotation, molecular function: oxidoreductase activity. NCBI's taxonomy places the organism in Eukaryota, Viridiplantae, Streptophyta, Magnoliopsida, Fabales, Fabaceae. The record is from RefSeq and is a predicted model, not a curated record.